UAUAAUAUAUUGUUGAAAGUUAAACUUGAUUUAAAAAUUUAUAUUACUUCGCAUUAUUAUAAAUAUGACAUCACAUUACAUAUGUGAUAACGCCAAAAUAGUCUUUUGCAAAAAAUAUUUAUACUUCGGUGAUUUAAAAGUAUGAGGUUAUAACAAAUUCCGGUGUUUGAGUUUGUCUGUUGUGAAUCAAAAAACGUAAUUAAGAAAUUAACGUUAGAAAUGCAACGAUUGUAGUUAUUUUAUAAAUUAGAUUUGCUUAUUUUUGAUACAAUGAAAGAAAAUGUAGAUAUUUUAAAAAAGGGUACAGCAAUUAUUACUGCCAAACCUUUUUCUUUUGUUUUAAGUUCGAAGCAAAAAACUAUUCGAUGCGAUAAUUGUCUUAAAAGUGGAAAACUUUUUAAGUGUUCUGUUUGUCAAUACGUAUAUUAUUGCAAUCGUAUUUGCCAAAAAGAAGCUUGGUCAGUACAUAAGAUAGAAUGUCCAAAUUUGAAAAGGAUAUCACCAAAAAUUAUACCCGAUGCUGCAAGACUCAUGGCUCGUAUAAUUAUAAAACUUCAUCAAGGUGGAGGAGAAGAAAUGGGAUAUUAUUCAGAGACAAAUUAUAGAAAAUUUAAAGAUCUUAUGUCUCAUUAUUCUGACAUUAAAAAAGAUGUAAAACGAAUGGAACAUUUUACUUCAUUGUGUGGAGUCUUAUUCGAAUUUCUUGGAAAUAUACCUAUACCAAAUUCUGCAGAGUUAAUGGGUAUUUAUGGUAGAAUAUGUAUUAAUUCCUUUAAUAUAUUAGACCCAGAUAUGAAUAGUAUUGGAGUUGGUAUUUAUCUGGCACCGUCCGUAAUUGAUCACAGUUGCAAACCUAACGCUGUAGCUGUAUUCGAAGGAACUACAAUUAUUAUACGAACACUUGAAGAUCUUCCAUGUUUGAAUUGGUCACAGAUAAAAAUAUCAUAUAUCGACCUACUCAAUUCAACUAAAGAUAGAUGUGAAGAAUUACAGAAUUUAUACUAUUUUCUGUGUGAUUGUCAAAGAUGCAUGCAACCAGAGCCAAUGGCAACAGCUGCUGCUUGUCCAAAAACGUCUUGUACAUAUCCAAAUUCUUUUGAUGCUAUUAUAUGUAAAAAAUGUAAUGCAAAAUUUCCAUCAAAUUUUAAAGCGAUAUUUGACGAAGUUAAGGAGUUCACUGCCCAUCAUUUACAAGAUAUGAAAAAUAUGGCUUAUCUUGAUGUGAGUAAAAUAUGCUUAAAAAAGCAAGAAGGUGUUCUACAUACAUUCAAUAUCCAAUAUAUACGUACUUUAGAAGCAGCAUUCGAUGCAUCUGUAAAUUUAAAUUCAUGGGAAGAAGCAGAACAUUAUGGAAAAAAACUUAUACCAGGAUAUUUGUUAUAUUAUGGAGAGAUACACCCUUUAACUGGAUUAUUAUAUCUUAUGACAGGAAAAAUUCAAUUAUAUCUGAAUAAAGCAAAGCAAGCUUAUGAUACGUUAAGGAAAGCGCAUUCUGUAUUAACAAUAACGCAUGGAGAAAGACAUUCUUUAUUGUCUGAAAAUUUGAAACCUCUCUUAUAUCAAGCUAUGAAUGCUGUUAAAGACUUGUAGUUUUGAUGGUUAUUUAUUUAGUAAAAUAUAUAGUAGUAAUAA
This is a messenger RNA of Vespa mandarinia (Asian giant hornet), 1632 nucleotides long. It is a transcript of the gene Smyd3, whose product is annotated as SET and MYND domain containing, class 3. Lineage: Eukaryota; Metazoa; Arthropoda; Insecta; Hymenoptera; Vespidae. Gene Ontology annotation, cellular component: nucleus. Gene Ontology annotation, molecular function: protein binding. The record is from RefSeq and is a predicted model, not a curated record.